Phodopus roborovskii (desert hamster) is the source of this 6462-nucleotide messenger RNA. It is a transcript of the gene Crocc, whose product is annotated as ciliary rootlet coiled-coil, rootletin. Bases 180 to 6008 code for a protein of 1942 amino acids. The transcript has 36 exons. The record is from RefSeq and is a predicted model, not a curated record. Gene Ontology annotation, biological process: centrosome cycle. NCBI's taxonomy places the organism in Eukaryota, Metazoa, Chordata, Mammalia, Rodentia, Cricetidae.
AUGCUCUCCUCCCACAGACACUGGAGAACUGUGUCCUGAGACCAGACCAAGAGAAGAGGCUGAGUGUGCAGAGCCCAGCCCAGGACUCCCAGGGUGCCAGCCUGCCAGUCUGUAUUAGGCAGAUCAUCACCCGAAACCUCUCUCAGCCUGAGAGCCCAGCCCCUCUCCAGGUCCCACAGAUGGCUUCACUGCUGUCACUGCAGGAUGAGAACCAGCUACUGCAGCAGGAGCUGUCCCGUGUGGAGGACCUGCUGGCCCAGAGCCGUGCCGAGCGUGAUGAGCUUGCUAUCAAGUACAAUGCCGUCAGUGAGAGGCUGGAACAGGCUGUGCGGCUGGAGACUGGGGAGCUGGAGGCACAGGAGCCCAAGGGGCUGGUGCGGCAGAGCGUGGAGCUGCGGAGGCAGCUGCAGGAGGAGCAGGCCUCCUACCGGCGCAAGCUGCAGGCCUACCAGGAAGGCCAGCAGCGGCAAGCCCAGCUAGUGCAGCGGCUGCAAGCCAAGAUUCUGCAGUACAAGAAACAAUGCUCCGAGCUGGAGAAGCAGCUGCUGGAGAAGUCCGAGGAGCUGGAGCAGCAGCACCUGAGGGACACAGAACACAGCCAGGACCUGGACAGCGCCCUUCUGCGUCUGGAGGAGGAGCAGCAAAGAAGUGCCAGCCUGGCCCAGGUGAAUGCCAUGCUGAGAGAGCAGCUGGACCAGGCAAACUCGGCCAACCAGACUCUAAGUGAGGACAUUCGCAAGGUGACCAGUGACUGGACCCGCAGCUGCAAGGAGCUGGACCAGAGAGAGGCGGCAUGGAGGCGAGAGGAAGAGUCCUUCAACGCCUACUUCAGCAGAGAGCACAGCCGCCUGCUCCUCCUCUGGAGGCAGGUCAUGGGGCUCCGACGGCUGAUCAGCGAGCUGAAGAUGGGCACCGAGAGGGAUCUACUGCAGCUGGGAGGGGAGCUAGUCCGGACAUCACGGGCUGUCCAGGAGGUGGGCCUGGGACUCAAUGCCAGCCUGCAGCGGGCUGAGAGUCGGGCUGAGGCAGCUCUGGAGAAGCAAACACUGCUGCAGGCCCAACUAGAGGAGCAGCUACAGGCCAGGCUGCUCCGGGACAAGGACUUGGCCCAGUUGCAGGCGCAGAGUGACCUGGACAAGGCCGACCUUAGUGCCAGAGUGACAGAGCUGACCUUGUCCGUGGAGCACCUUCAGAACCAGAACACAGAGAAGGAUCAGGUCAACAGGACCCUCUCUGAAAAGCUGGAGGCCCUGGAGUCUCUGCGGCUCCAGGAGCAGGCAGCCCUGGACACUGAGGAUGGAGAGGGCCUGCAGCAGACGCUGAGGGACCUGGCACAGGCUGCCCUAUCGGACACAGAGAGUGGUGUCCUGCUCAGCAGCUCAGGGCACACUGCGGACACCUCUGAUGGCAGCCUGCGGGGGCUCUCUGGCCCGCGGACCCCGACCCCACCACGGCACUCCUCCCCGGGUCGAGGUCGUUCUCCACGCCGAGGCCUGUCCCCAGCCUGCUCUGACUCCUCUACACUCACACUAAUCCACUCCGCCCUGCAUAAGCGCCAGCUGCAGGUCCAAGACAUGCGUGGGCGCUAUGAAGCCAGCCAAGACCUGCUGGGCACCGUGCGCAAACAGCUCAGUGACAGCGAGGGUGAGCGGCGUGGCCUGGAGGAACAGCUGCAGCGCCUGCAGGACCAGAUAGCAGUCACAGCCCAGGCCCAAGAGGAUGCCAUACGUGAGGCCCAGCGCCUGCGCAGUGCCAACGAACUCCUGAACAGGGAGAAGGGAAGCCUGGCCCACAGCCUGCAGGUGACCCAGAAGCAGGUGGAGGAGCUGCACCAGGAGCUGGAAAAGCUGCAGACUGCCCAGGAGGAGCUGAGGCGUCAGCACACUCAGUUGGAAGAUGAGCAAGAGGACACAGUGCAGGAGGGAGCCCGGGCCCGCAGAGAGCUGGAGCGCAGCCACAGGCAGCUGGAGCAGCUGGAAAUGAAGCGCUCGGGGCUGGCUAAGGAGCUGGUAGAGGUGCGGGAGGCACUGAGCUGCGCCACACUGCAGAGAGAUGUGCUGCAGGCAGAGAAGGCAGAGGUGGCCGAGGCACUGACCAAGGCUGAGGCUGGCCGUGCACAGCUAGAGCUCUCCUUGACCAAGCUGAGGACAGAGGAGGCCUCCCUGCGAGACUCCCUGUCCAAGCUGAGUGCCCUCAAUGAGAGUCUCGCCCAGGACAAGCUGGAGCUAAACCGCCUCAUGGCCCAGCUAGAGGAAGAAAAGGCGGUGCUUCUGGACCGACAGCAGCAGGCAGAGCAUGCCACUACAUUGGCUCUGGAGGAGCAGGAACGGUUGGAGCAGCUGAGGCUGGAGCAGGAGGUGGAGCGGCAGGGCCUGGAGGGCUCCCUGUGUGCAGCUGAGCAGGCCCGGGAGGCGCUGGAGCAGCAGCUCCUUGCAUUGCGCAGUGAACGCAGUCAUCUGCAGGAGCAGUUGGCCCAGCUCUCCCGGCAGCUGAAUGGACGGGACCUGGAGCUGGAACAGGCCCUGCGGGAGUCGCAGCGGCAGGUAGAGGCACUGGAGCGCACAGCCCGGGAGAAGGAGGCUCUGGCCAAGGAGCGGGCUGGCCUGGCUGUGCAGCUGGCGGCAGCAGAGCGUGAGGGUCGGACCCUAUCUGAGGAGGCCAUUCGCCUACGCUUGGAGAAGGAAGCCCUGGAGAGCAGCCUGUUUGAUGUGCAGAGGCAGUUGGUUCAGCUCGAGGCCCGCCGGGAGCAGUUAGAAGCUGACAGUCAAGCUCUGCUGCUGGCCAAGGAAGCCCUGACAGGGGAGCUGGCAGGCCUUCGGCAGCAGGUCACAGCCACCGAAGAAAAAGCAGCCUUAGACAAGGAGCUGAUGACCCAGAAGCUGGUGCAGGCUGAGCGGGAGGCGCAGGCCUCUCUGCGGGAGCAGCGGGCAGCACACGAGGAAGACCUUGAGAGACUCCAGCGUGAGAAGGAGGCUGCAUGGAGGGAGCUGCAGGCAGAGCGUGCCCAGCUGCAGGGCCAGCUGCAGCAAGAGCGAGAGGAGCUGCUGGCACGGAUGGAGGCUGAGAAGGAGGAGCUGAGUGAGGAGAUCGCUGCACUGCAGCAGGAGCGGGAUGAAGGCCUGCUCCUGGCGGAGAGCGAGAAGCAGCAGGCCUUGUCCCUAAAGGAGUCUGAGAAAACAGCACUGUCUGAGAAGUUGAUGGGAACCCGGCACAACCUGGCUGCCAUCUCUCUGGAGAUGGAACGGCAGAAGCGAGAUGCCCAGAGCCGGCAGGAACAGGACCGGAACACAGUCAACGCCCUGACGUCUGAGCUUCGAGACCUCCGGGCCCAGCUGGAGGACGCCACUGCGGCCCAUGCCCAACAGGUGAAAGAACUCCAGGAGCAGACCGGGAACCUGGGCAGGCAGCGAGAGUCCUGCAUGCUCGAGGCAGAAGAGCUGAGGACUCAGCUGCGCCUGUUGGAGGAUACCCGUGAUGGGCUGCGGCGGGAGCUGCUGGAGGCUCAGCGCAAGGUUCGGGACAGCCAGGAGGGCUGUGAGGCCCAUCGCCAGGAGGCUAGCGAGCUGCGUCGCAGUCUGAGCGAGGGCACCAAGGAGCGUGAGGCCCUGCGGCGUUCCAACGAGGAGCUGAGGACUGCUGUGAAGAAGGCUGAGAGCGAGCGCAUCAGCCUGAAGCUUGCCAAUGAAGACAAGGAACAGAAGCUGGCUCUCCUGGAGGAGGCUCGAGUGUCCUCAGGCAAGGAGGCUGGAGAGCUGCGGGCCUCGCUGCAGGAGGUGGAGCGGUCCAGACUGGAGGCUCGCCGUGAGCUGCAGGAGCUUAGGCGACAGAUGAAGAUGCUGGACAGUGACAAUGUCAGGCUGGGCCGGGAGCUGGCAGACCUGCAGGGCCGCUUGGCCCUGGGUGAGCGGGCAGAGAAGGAGAGCCGGCGAGAGGCGCUGGGCCUGCGGCAGAAGUUACUAAAAGCCGAGAGCAGCCUCGAGGCCUUGAAGCAGGAGCUCCAAGGAUCCCAGAGGAAACUGCAGGAGCAAGAGGCCGAGUUCCGGACACGUGAGCGAGGUCUGCUGGGCUCCCUGGAGGAGGCGCGUGGCACUGAGAAGAAGCAGCUGGAGGUGGCCCGGGGCCUGGAGCUGAGGCUGGAGGCCGUUCGGGCUGAGACCUCAGAGCUGGGGCUGCGGCUGAGUGCGACGGAGGGCCGGGCGCAGGGCUUGGAGGCUGAGCUGGCCCGCGUGGAGGCGCAGCGGAGGGUGGCCGAGGCCCAGCUGGGUGGCCUGCGCUCAGCCCUGCGCCGGGGCCUGGGUCUGGGCCGUGUGUCCAGCUCCCCAGUGCGGCUGUCCAGCUCCCCAGCGCGGGAGGCACCCGCGGGAGGAAGUGGGGAUGGUCUUAGCAGUCCCAGUCCUUUGGAAUGCAGCCCUCAGUCCCAGCCGCCAUCUCCAGGGCCCAUUGCCUCCCCAGCACCUCCAGACUUGGACCCAGAGUUGGUGCGGGAUGCUCUCCGAGACUUUCUGCAAGAGCUUCGGAGUACCCAGAGGGAGCGGGAUGAACUUAAGGUCCAGACCAGCACCCUCAGUCAACAGCUGGCUGAGACGGAAGCAGAGAGAGACCGUGCAACCUCAAGGGCCAGGCAGCUGCAGAAGGCAGUAGCUGAGAGCGAGGAAGCCUGGCGCAGUGCAGACAGGCGGCUGAGCGGGGCCCAGGCAGAGCUGGCGCUGCAGGAAGAGAGCGUGCGACGUAGCAAGCGGGAAUGCAGGGCCACACUGGACCAGAUGGCAGUGCUGGAGAGGAGCCUGCAGGCCACCGAGAGCGAGCUCCGGGCCAGCCAGGAGAAAGUCAGCAAGAUGAAGGCCACCGAGGCAAAGCUGGAGAGCGACAAGCGGCGGCUGAAGGAGGUGCUGGAUGCCUCUGAGAGUCGCUCCAUCAAGCUUGAGCUGCAGCGGCGUGCACUUGAAGGCGAGCUGCAACGCAGCCGCCUGGGCCUGGGGGACCGUGAAGCCCACGCUCAGGCCCUCCAGGAUCGGGUGGACUCCCUACAGAGACAGGUGGCAGACAGUGAGGUGAAGGCAGGGACCUUGCAGCUAACAGUGGAACGGCUGAAUGGGGCACUGGCCAAGGUGGAGGAGAGCGAGGGGACCCUGCGGAGCAAGGUGCAGAGCCUGACAGACGCCCUGGCCCAGAGCAGUGCCAGCCUCACCAGCACCCAGGACAAGAAUCUGCACCUGCAGAAGGCCUUGAGUACUUGUGAACAUGACCGCCAAGUGCUCCAGGAACGGCUGGAUGCUGCCAGACAGGCACUGUCUGAAGCACGGAGGCAAAGCAGCUCCCUGGGUGAGCAGGUGCAGACCUUGCGGGGCGAGCUAGCCAAUGUGGAGCUGCAGCGGGGUGAUGCUGAAGGCCAGCUGCAGCAGCUGCAGCAGGUACUGCGACAGCGGCAGGAAGGCGAGGCCAUGGCUCUGCGCUCUGUCCAGAAGCUCCAGGAAGAGCGGCGACUGUUGCAGGAGCGCCUGGGCAGUCUGCAGCGAGCCCUGGCUCAGCUGGAAGCUGAGAAACGUGAGGCAGAACGGUCAGCACUGCGGCUCGACAAGGACCGCGUGGCACUCAGGAAGACACUGGAUAAGGUGGAGCGGGAGAAACUUCGAAGCCAUGAGGACACACUGAGGUUGAACGCCGAGAAGGGCCGCCUGGACCGCACACUCACAGGGGCUGAGCUGGACCUGGCUGAGGCCCAACAGCAGAUCCAGCAGUUGGAGGCACAGGUGGUAGCCUUGGAGCAGAACCACAAUCCAGUCCAGCUGGAGGCAGAUGAGCAGCACCUGGAGCUACAGCAGGAGGUUGAGCGCCUGCGCAGUGCCCAGGUGCAGACGGAGCGCACGCUGGAGGCAAGGGAGCGGGCCCACCGCCAGCGAGUGUCGGGACUGGAGGAGCAGGUGGCCACACUGAAGGCACAGCUGCAGAAGGAGCUUCGGAGGAGCUCAGCACCUGCCUCCCCACCCUCUGGUACUCCAGAGCAAUGAGUCCCUUCCAGCCAGCGUCCUGAGCACAGUCAUCUUGGCAGGAGAGGGGCCCCUUAGUGACAUAGACUGCCCAGGGCCACAUCAGAGUGGGAGGAGGAAGCUGGGGUGACAGGUGAGCGUGGCACUGUGGCUGUAGUCACACCCAUGUGGCUUGUCAAAGUUGCUACACUGCCUAUACCACUCCAGGCCCUUCUAGAAGACCCUCUGCCGGCCAAGGCUCUUCGAGGCUGAGCCAGGCAGGGGUGAGGGAGAGCACUUGUUUCUGCCAGCAGCAGAGCAGGGCUUCCCCAGGAAGGAAUGCCCGAGCCAGCGCAGCACCAGGGAGCUAGCUCUCCCUUGGCCCCUUGUGUCAGCAGCUCUUAGUGAGCUUAGAGCCCUUGUAUUUUUGUACCUUUUUAUACUGUUAACUGUGGAGAACUGUUGUGCUUUUUGUAACAUGACCUGCUUUCUAGAA